AUGCGGGCGCUGCGGCUGGGGCACGGCUGGGACUGGGAGGGCUGGGCGCUGCGGGCGGGGUGCGCUGGGGCCGGAGCGCUGGGGACUCUCGGAGCGCUGGGGGCACUGGGGGGGCUGUGGGCGCUGCUGGCGCUGCUGCCGCCCCCCGCCCCGGCCGAGACGUUCUCUGCGAUGCUGAGCGUGCGGGGAGCGCUGGGCGCCGAGCGCCGCCUGCUCCGCCGGCUCCGCUCCUACCUGCGGGACGAGAGCUCCCGCCUGCGCCGCCUCCGCAGGUUCUACGAGAAGGUCCAGGCACUGCACCAGGACCCCAAGGCCUCGGUGGACAACCCCUUGCUGGCCUUCAGCCUCAUCAAGCGCCUCCACUCCGACUGGCCCAGCAUCGUCUACAGCGACGAGGCCACCAGCAACACGCAGGCACUCCAUGCUGGCCUCAGGGAGGUGGAGCAGGAGCUGCCUGGAGCUGAGGACCUGGAUGGGGCAGCCAGGGCACUGAUGAGGCUGCAGGACGUGUACGCACUCAGCGUCAAGGGCUUGGCCAGCGGCGUCUUCCAGAGAGCCGGGCACCCGCCCCUCUACAGCCCCGGCCGGCGCGUCUCCCUGUCUGCCGACGACUGCUUCCAUGUGGGAAAGGUGGCCUAUGACACAGGUGACUAUUACCACUCCAUUGCGUGGCUGGAGGAGGCUGCCAGCCUCUUCCGCCUCUCCUAUGGCAGCUGGAACCUGGAGGACCGGAGCAGCCUGGAGGAUGCUCUGGACCAUCUGGCCUUCUCCUACUUCAUGGCUGGAAACAUCUCUCAUGCCUUGAGCCUCUCCAGGGAGUUUCUCCGCUACGAUCCCAGUAACCAAAGGGUGUCGAGGAACGUGGCCAAGUACAAGAAGCUGCUGGAGACGGGGACAGGGGCGAGUGCCAGCCCCCUGCAGCGCCCCAACAGCACCCGCCUGCAGAGCCGUGAUGCCUACGAGGAGCUGUGCCAGCGCCCCAGGGGCCAGGCAGCCCCAGAGCAGCUCCUGCACCUCGGCUGCUCCUACGAGACCAACGGCAGCCCCUACCUCCUCCUGCAGCCUGCCAAGAAGGAGCUGGUCCAGAUCCAGCCCUACGUGGCUCUGUACCAUGAUUUCAUCACCGAUGCUGAGGCUGAGACUAUCAAGGGGUUGGCAGGGCCCUGGCUGCAGAGAUCCGUGGUUGCCUCUGGGGAGAAGCAGCAGAAAGCCGAGUACCGGAUAAGCAAGAGCGCCUGGCUGAAGGACACGGCCGACCCGGUGGUGCGGGCGCUGGACACGCGCAUCGCCGCCGUCACCGGGCUGGACCUGCGGCCGCCCUACGCCGAGUACCUGCAGGUGGUCAACUACGGCUUGGGAGGGCACUACGAGCCACACUUCGACCACGCCACGUCCAGGAAGAGCCCCCUGUACAGAAUGAAGUCGGGCAACAGGAUCGCCACCAUCAUGAUCUACCUGAGUUCAGUGGAGGCUGGAGGCUCCACUGCUUUCAUCUAUGCCAACUUCAGCGUGCCCGUGGUCAAGAAUGCGGCUCUUUUCUGGUGGAACCUGCGGAGGAAUGGGAAUGGUGACGGGGACACCCUCCACGCCGGCUGCCCUGUCCUGGCCGGGGACAAGUGGGUGGCCAAUAAGUGGAUCCAUGAACACGGGCAGGAGUUUCGGCGGCCGUGCGGUGCUGACCCACAGGACUGAGCCCCCGUGGGAUGACAGCUGGGACACCUGCAGGGACAAAGCCACCGUGGGAUCACGGCUGGGACACCUGCAGGGGCAAAGCCGCCGUGGGAUCACGGCGGGCACCGGGAUCACGGCGGGCACGGAGCCCGGCACUUCCCACGGGAGCCGAGGGUCAGGCUGGGGCACUGCAGCUGCCCAACCCCACCCAGCCCCGUUGCUCCGGGACUUUUCUGUGCCCUGGCACGGCUCUGCAGUUCUGUGCUCC
Catharus ustulatus (Swainson's thrush) is the source of this 1939-nucleotide messenger RNA. It is a transcript of the gene P4HA3, whose product is annotated as prolyl 4-hydroxylase subunit alpha 3. Gene Ontology annotation, molecular function: protein binding; L-ascorbic acid binding; iron ion binding. The coding region runs from base 1 to 1692 and encodes 563 amino acids. Gene Ontology annotation, cellular component: endoplasmic reticulum. The transcript has 14 exons. The record is from RefSeq and is a predicted model, not a curated record. Gene Ontology annotation, biological process: peptidyl-proline hydroxylation to 4-hydroxy-L-proline. NCBI's taxonomy places the organism in Eukaryota, Metazoa, Chordata, Aves, Passeriformes, Turdidae.